Messenger RNA from Lodderomyces beijingensis, 3723 nucleotides. The record is from the annotation of a GenBank genome assembly. NCBI's taxonomy places the organism in Eukaryota, Fungi, Ascomycota, Pichiomycetes, Serinales, Debaryomycetaceae.
AUGUUCGUUGCAAAACAGAUAAAUAGGUUGGAGUCGAUAACUAAUUCUGAGGAAGUUCAAUUGAAUGGGCAGAAUUAUCUAUUCUUGACCGAGGGAAACGCAAUUAGAGUAUAUGAGCUCGUGCAAGACAAGUAUGAGCUACGAGGGAGCAAGUAUUUGCAGCACAGGGUCCUCGCGUGGUCAAAAUUUGUAUACAAGUCCCGGAGUGUCUUCGUGUUCAUCGAUGCUGCUUACAAAAUCCAGGCAUUUGACGUAUCCCGAACGGUGACACCAACGGAAGGCAGCGCGGCGACGGCGGCAAUGUUGGUGGUAACUGAUUUGCUAACGGAGUUGUCAAGAGAGGGACAGCAACAGUCAUCCACUUUUGUAAAACCAUUGAUUCAACCCCUGAGCCCCAUUGACCCAGAUUACAUCUUGCUCCAAGUUUUCCAUUCAAACGUGCAAAUGAUUUCUGUUUCUGCCAUUAUGGAGCAGAUGCAAAUGUUGUCAUUGUCACGAGGGUGCAAUGGUGAGGGCAAAUCCCCGCGGCUAAAGCCAUUGCCGGUUCUCUCCGCUCCAUUGGGCAACUUUGACGUGCUCCAGUUAGUCAUUAUGGACACGUCGCCAGCUGGCAGUAAACGAAAACGGAAAAGCCUGGACUUAGACCUGAACCUGGACCUGGACUUGGACUUGGACUUGGAGAUUGCAAUCCUUUGCAAGGACGUUUUUGCUUCUGUCUCCUUUAGAUGGCUACAAUUCGACUCUGGUCUGGAAACAUUCCAGAUCACAAAGCAGUCUCCUCCGUUUGACGAAGACCCGUCUCUUAUUGUACCAUGGUCGUCGCGACGUGGAGGAGGACUCAUGGCAUUUACUAGCUCGAGUCUAUUUUAUUUCCCCUCGGUGUCGAUCUCCAAUCUUUCCCUUGCCAGGUCCUUAAAAGAAGUUUUCAUCCUAUCUAAAAAGCUGGGCACUUGUCUAGUGAUGACGUUAAGCAAGCCCGGUCGGGGCAAGCUGAAAGUGAUUUACAGGUCAUAUCUCCAAAUUGACGAUUUACGUUUAUUGCUAGUGACAUCGCAGGGGAACUGCUACAUGCUAUAUGUCGACUUUGAAAUGAGUUCCAGAGACUCCAUGGUGGUGAACCAGAUGAACUUCAUUGACCUCGGUCCACUAACGGUGCCGUCGAAGGGCAUGGGCUUGCACCACGUAAGGGGCAACAUCUUUUUCCAAUCAUCCGAGGCUUCCAAAUCAGUGCUUUUUGAAAUAUUGCCCACCAAACCAAACAUAAACAUACUAAGUCUGAUUGACUCGAGUCCUCCAGUUGUGGACAUUGGCGAGGGAUCGACGCGUCAGCAUAUAUACACUUGCCAAGGUUGCUGGGAUGGGAGCGAGCUACGAAGAUACGACGAGAUCCCUCGAGCUUUUUAUAAAACCAAGAACUCAGUGCAAUACCCAGCGAGGAAUCUCAAAAGUUUUGAGGAGUUGAAGGGCCAGGGUCACGGUCACGUUCGCUAUUUGUUUAAAAUUCUGGACUUUUUCCAUCAGUCGUCCGAUUUGUCGGCACCUGUUUUUUUUACGCUCGACGAGCAGUUGCAGCUAGAACCUUUUGAUGCAGACGCGAAGGAUACGGCAGACCCGGUAGACACGACAGAAGUGGUACAGCAGGUUGAAGAUGAUGAUAGUCGCAAAAUAACUUUGACGGAAACUAUGCUCCGCGUUGAUCAAAAGACGUGUUUUGAGUUUAAAAAAAACUUGAUUGGACGCAUUGUUCCAGAAUACCAUCUAGUCCUCACAGUUACUGAUGACCAAGAAAUUGUCUUGCUUGAUUACCUGCGAGCUGGAAGCAAGACCAGCAUUUGCAUUAAAUCGUCUGGAAGUGAUGUCAUCUCCAGCGCUGACGUCUGCAAAAACGGACACGCUACGUGGGUUUUCGCAGUGUUUUUGUCGGGGAAUAUGAAGAUAUGGCGGGUGAACGAUAGUUUUAGUGUGCCAAGAGUGGUGUACGAUGACUCGCCGAUCAAGGAUUUGGCGCCGGUGGUUUCCGCUGCCAUCGUUACUCGACCAGCACAACAUUCAUCAUCAUCAGAUAAAUAUAGUUCUGCAUCUAAGCGACAUCCAAAGUUGCUACUAGAUGUAUUCUUACUGUGCGCAGGGAGUGGAGGAGGAACAAUUAAACAGCUUUUAUUUGAAAGCCCCAGCGACAGGAAGUUGAACUUGCUUAGCGUUGAGCUGAGCAAGUUGGAUCCGCGAGAUGCAACAACUUUUCAAAUAAAAAAGCGCGGUGACCGCGUGGUGAUGUUCAAUACCAACAACAUCGUAAUUCCUACUGCGCCGCGUGGUGUGAGCCAUUAUGGGCUUUCCAUUGUGCGCAAAUGUGGAGUUUCUGAUAUUGUAUUUAUGGGGGGCAAUUCCGCCCCAGACUUUCGGAAAGAGAAAGAGAUUGGCAGACUUUUGGUAAUCUUUGAGCUGGGUCUUGUGGAAGAGGCCGAGGUGAGUUUUGGCAUGACACCACAGAGAUACCCGCUGGCUUCCUUGCAUUCAAACAAGCUAUUCACAAAGUGUGCUCUUCUUCCCGAAUACAUCUUUCCCACGCCUGGUGAGCGUUAUUUAGUUGCACUUGCAUACGACAAACUGAGCACUCAGGGAGAAAUGCGCUCUGAGCUAGUACUUGUCAGCUUACCGGACUUUAAAGUGGUUGAUGUGUUCAAGUUCAACGAUUCGACCGUGGUGGUGGACUUGUGCAUGCUCCCGCGAGAUUUCGUGUUGCAUCACACCUCAGAUGAGGGCGCCCAAUUUGUCGCCUUGUCUUCUUGGGACAAAUCCCCGCUAGCAAUGUUCCGCAUACGCGACUCCAAAAUCAAGCUAGUGGAGAGAUGUGCUGUGGAAAACUUGAAGAUGACGAAAGAGGUGAGAUUUCAAAAUAUCCUCGUCGCGGCAGAGAGGGACAUGGGUGACUCUAAUGAGACGGUAAAGAUGUGUCCAUUCAUACUUUCUGGUUCAGUUUUGAUGAAGAUUUGUUUGCUGUACGAAGAGCAACGCCACAGAUGGCAGUUGAUGUUUGAAAAACAUGCUGCUGUGCCUUGUUUUGCUGCGGACGCGGCAUGGGCCACCCCCGAUGGAGCCAUCAUCGCUGAUGCAGUCGAGGGAAUCUGCCGCUAUGACGCACACACUUUUCAAAAGAAUAAACUCGACUCGUCUUUGCCGUACGAGCCUUGUCGGCCUUUGCUGACAUGCGUAUCUGUCUCGGGUGCUGAACCGCAAUAUAUCAUCUCUGGGGAUACCUCGGGGACUGUGCAUUUCAGUCAAAGUCAGCAUUUUCCAACUAAGGAAGGCAUUUUCAAAAUCGGCUGGACGCAGAUCAAUGUGGUCACGUCUGUUGAUAGUGGCACCGACUUUGCCCAUGACUUGGCACUUGUCGGGACUGUAUCUGGGGCACUUUUCUUGAUCAGUGAGAUCACUGAUCCAGAGUUUGAGGCAAAAGUACGCAAAGCAAUUGUGUGGGUCAAGAGAUUCGUGCAGAGAGAAAACUUGCCAUCUAUUGAGGAAGUGCUUGUAACUGAAGAGGAGGAUGACGAGGAGGCCGGGGAAGUGGCCGAGGUGGUGGCGGGUGCAAUGACAAAGUCCCGACAAACGAGGAUCAUCGAUACACGUUCUAUUGAUCUUUACCUUCAAAAUUACGCCGAGCACCCUCAGGAUGAGUCAACUCCAAUUGAAGACCUAGCUACUCUUUAUAAAUUAGCAUCGUAG